Guillardia theta CCMP2712 is the source of this 408-nucleotide messenger RNA. RefSeq lists its product as hypothetical. Gene Ontology annotation, molecular function: protein binding. The annotation marks the transcript as partial. The record is from RefSeq and is a predicted model, not a curated record. The transcript has a single exon. NCBI's taxonomy places the organism in Eukaryota, Cryptophyceae, Pyrenomonadales, Geminigeraceae.
CUGUUUGAAGCAGCUCAGAAGGUUGACAGCGACUUGAUCAGAAAGGCGGUCAAGAAUGGAGCUUCCAUCACUUCUCAAGACGAGUCCAUGUGCAUGUGGACGGCCUUGCAUUACGCGGCAGAGAACGGGUCUGUGCCGACCAUGCGCACGUGCUUGAGGCUGGGGGCAAACAUCACGGCGAGGAGCAGCCAGGGGCAGACGGCUCUGCAUGUGGCGGCACUGGAAGGGAAGAUAGAGGCGGUGAGGUACCUCCUCAAGAAGGGCAUCUUCGUCGACGAGCGAAACCUCUUUCAGUACACGGCUCUGCAUAUCGCUGCGUCUCAAGGGAACCUGCAGGUGGCUCGCAUCCUCCUUGACGCCGGGGCAGACAUCAACGCCCUGACCAUGGACGGCAACAACGUCAUCAAC